AUGCUUCGUCAACUACUUGCUGCCGGGGUCUUCUUAGGCGCCGCAACACUGGUUACGGCCGUAGCAGAAAGCUAUGAUUAUAUCGUCGUAGGGUCGGGUCCGGGUGGUGCCCCUUUAGCAGCAAACCUCGCCCGCGCAGGAUAUAGUGUGACUUUGCUCGAAGCGGGAGACGAUCUCGGCAACAACAAGAACUUUUCGGAGAUAGCCAACUUUAUCGCAGCGGGCAACGACGAGAAGUCGCGGUGGGAUUUCUUUGUUAGACACUCAGACGACAAAGCGCGCGAAGCCAAAUAUGAGAAAACAACUUGGCGUACAGCAGACGGUUCCUUCUACGUUGGACUUGAUCCACCAGAGGGGUCAACACGCCUUGGCAUUUACUAUCCUCGAGCGGCAACACUCGGCGGUUGUGCUAUGCAUAAUGGGGGCAUCUGUACCCUUCCGAAUGACGCUGACUGGGAUUAUAUCGCCGAAAUUACGGGUGAUGACGGCUGGUUAGCGAGUAAUAUGCGCAAGUACUUCGAAAAGAUGGAAGCAAAUGAAUACCUACCACCUGACACACCGGGCCAUGGAUACAAUGGCUACGUAAACACAACAAUUAGUGACCCGUCGUUCAUGAAAGAAAACUCGGAUGUCCAGGAGCUUACAAGCCAGCUUAUCUCGCAUAUGGGAGGCGAUGCAGGAAGAGAUAUCAAUGCUUUCAGCCCGGACCGUGAUCAGACUACGGGAGUCUUCGGACUAACCAGCCAUGCAGACAGGAAUGGGAAACGAGCUGGCACGAAUACCUAUUUGAAAAGAACAUUGGCCGACCCCGCAAAGUUCAACUUGACAAUCCAGCUAGAGACGCUCGUGACUAGGAUCCUGAUUGAUCAGAAACAUGGAAAACCCAGCGCAACAGGAGUCGAAGUUCUAAGAGGGUCUCAUCAAUAUGAGGCCGAUCCUUUCUACAACGCUACCAAGAAGGGCAAACCUAGUCGAAUUUACGCCCGGAAGGAAGUUAUCAUCGCUGGCGGCACUUUCAAUUCCCCCCAAAUCUUGAAGCUUAGUGGUAUUGGUCCGGCACCAGAGCUGAAGAAGUUCAAUAUCCCGUUGGUGAAAGACCUCCCGGGGGUUGGAGAGAACCUCGGCGACAACUAUGAAGCAGGCAUUCAAUCCUUGGCUAGUAAGCCUCUGAACGGUAGUUUUGCUCUAGUUUCUGUCUUCCUGAAGACUCGCUCGGCGCGCAGGACUCGGAAUAUUCAAGCAUGGUGUGGUGGAUUUUCGUUUGAGGGAUUCUGGCCUGGCUUCCCGACCGACUAUGGCCAGAACCAAUACGAGUGUGCCAUAGUCCACAUCAAUCCACGUUCGCAGGCUGGAUAUGUACGGCUACGCUCAGAUGACCCCCGAGAAAUGCCUGAUAUCAACUUCAAUUUCUUCGCGAAAGGUGGAGACGAAGACCUAACAGAUAUGCUUGAUGCGGUUAAGACAUUCCGUACAGCAUUGAACUCGGCGGGCUCGCCCAUCACGCCCUUCAACGAGCGACACCCAUGUCCUGGUGUAAAUCAAAAGUGCACCGACGAAGCACAGAAGGAGUUUAUCAAGCUGCAAUCCUACUCGCAUCAUGCAACCAGCACAUGUGCAAUCGGCCCAGCCCACGAUCCAAUGGCGGUGUUGGAUUCGAAGUUCAGGGUUCAUGGUGUUGGGAAUCUUCGUGUAGUAGAUGCAUCUGCCUUCCCAAAAGUGCCGGGUGCAUUUCCUGUCUGCCCAACGUUCAUGCUUGCAGAGAAGGCCUCAGCAGAUAUUCUGGCUGAUCUGGAAGAAAAGGGGGAAUAG
Molecule: messenger RNA, 1809 nt
Organism: Xylaria bambusicola
Lineage: Eukaryota; Fungi; Ascomycota; Sordariomycetes; Xylariales; Xylariaceae
Product: GMC oxidoreductase
Exons: 4
Coding region: 1-1809 (602 amino acids)
Molecular function (GO): flavin adenine dinucleotide binding; oxidoreductase activity, acting on CH-OH group of donors
Source: RefSeq, a predicted model, not a curated record